AACUAAUAUACCAGAUGAUAUAGGAGCCUACAUAAAGCAGCGCGCGGUGUCGCAGCCAUAUGAAGCGUAAAAGAUGACUCUGCGAGGUAAAGUGGCUCUCGUUACGGGCGGUGCGCAAGGUAUCGGUAGAGCCGUCGCAGAAAGCCUUCUGAAGAAUGAAGCAAAGGUUGCACUUGUUGACUUGAAUCAAAGUGUCGGAGAGGAAUGCAAGAAUAUUUUAAAUGGAGAGUUUGGAGAUGGGAACUGCAUUUUCAUUCAGUGUGACGUGACGGACAGAUUGAAACUUAAAGAUGCUUUUCAAAGUACAGUCGACCGGUUUGGAAGAUUGGACAUUGUUGUCAACAAUGCUGGCAUCAACAAUGAGAAGGACUGGGAGAAGACUAUCGAUGUAAAUCUGACAUCAGUCAUCAAGGGAACUUACCUGGCCCUGGAUCAUAUGAGCAAAGAGUAUGGAAAAGAAGGAGGAGUCAUCAUCAAUGUCUCAUCCAUGGCAGCUUUCCUUCAUUCCCCCUACCAGCCAGUGUACACGGCCACAAAGCACGGGGUGAUAGGCUUCUCCAGAGCCAUAGCGGAUGCAGCCGAGGUGGAGAACUAUGGUGUGAGGAUCAACACGCUGUGCCCUGCCUUCGUGGACACCCCACUCCUGCGCUCCGUGGAACACGAGGACAACAUGGGCAAGUUUGACAAGUUCAAGGACGACUUAAAGAGGAGCGUGCACAAGUUCGGGGUGCUUCAACCGUCGCUGAUCGCAGAGGGAGUGUUGCGCCUGAUAACUGAUACCGGUCUAAACGGCGCCGUGAUGAAGAUCACCUGCUCUAAAGGGAUCCACUUCCACACCUACGAGCCCCUGUCCGCUUGAGAGGAACAACACGGAAUACCGUCGGACUUCUGUCACCCACCCAGACAAAGGAACUUAAAGUGGUCGGAGUAUGGAGUCAUUCAGAAAGUAAACCCAUGUGUAUAUGGAAUUGGUUGAAAUGUAGGCCCAUUGAAUUAGGAAUUAGAAUAGUAAUUUAAUGGGACCUCUAUUUGUAUGCCUACAUUGGAUGUAACCAAGAUUCCAGUAGUCUUACUUAAUAGGUGUGAACAAAGGUAGACAAAGAGGGUUUAGUUUUUGGGUUUCUCUCAUCAUAGAAUCCUCCAGUUGAUUUGACUAGUAUGAGAGACUUGUUUCUCUCAUCAUAGAAUCCUCCAGUUGAUUUGACUACUAUGAGAGACUUGUUUUCCUCAUCAUAGAAUCCUCCAGUUGAUUUGACUAGUAUGAGAGACUUGUUUCCCUCAUCAUAUAAUCCUCCAGUUGAUUUGACUACUAUGAGAGACUUGUUUCCCUCAUCAUAUAAUCCUCCAGUUGAUUUGACUACUAUGAGAGACUUGUUUCCCUCAUCAUAUAAUCCUCCAGUUGAUUUGACUACUAUGAGAGACUUGUUUCCCUCAUCAUAUAAUCCUCCAGUUGAUUUGACUACUAUGAGAGACUUGUUUUCCUCAUCAUAGAAUCCUCCAGUUGAUUUGACUAGUAUGAGAGACUUGUUUCCCUCAUCAUAUAAUCCUCCAGUUGAUUUGACUACUAUGAGAGACUUGUUUCCCUCAUCAUAUAAUCCUCCAGUUGAUUUGACUACUAUGAGAGACUUGUUUUCCUCAUCAUAUAAUCCUCCAGUUGAUUUGACUACUAUGAGAGACUUGUUUCCCUCAUCAUAUAAUCCUCCAGUUGAUUUGACUACUAUGAGAGACUUGUUUUCCUCAUCAUAGAAUCCUCCAGUUGAUUUGACUACUAUGAGAGACUUGUUUCCCUCAUCAUAUAAUCCUCCAGUUGAUUUGACUAGUAUGAGAGACUUGGUACACAUUGACUGCUGUAUUUAUUUUAUUUAUUUAACGAGUCGGCUAAAGAAAAUCUUAUUACCCAAUUAUGAAAUGGACAUUUUAUCAAAAAGCACAAUAUGUGUUUACAAUUCUACCAAAUAACUGUACUUUAUUUAUGAUACAAUAGCAUACUUUAUUAUCAUAGAAUAUGUGAAAAUUGUAUUUUUGUUGGUUGUCAGACAAUAAACUUUGACACCUUU
Molecule: messenger RNA, 2057 nt
Organism: Oncorhynchus keta (chum salmon)
Lineage: Eukaryota; Metazoa; Chordata; Actinopteri; Salmoniformes; Salmonidae
Product: 15-hydroxyprostaglandin dehydrogenase [NAD(+)]
Exons: 7
Coding region: 74-859 (261 amino acids)
Cellular component (GO): cytoplasm
Molecular function (GO): oxidoreductase activity, acting on the CH-OH group of donors, NAD or NADP as acceptor
Source: RefSeq, a predicted model, not a curated record